This is a messenger RNA of Sipha flava (yellow sugarcane aphid), 584 nucleotides long. RefSeq lists its product as uncharacterized. NCBI's taxonomy places the organism in Eukaryota, Metazoa, Arthropoda, Insecta, Hemiptera, Aphididae. The transcript is spliced from 2 exons. The coding region runs from base 205 to 525 and encodes 106 amino acids. The record is from RefSeq and is a predicted model, not a curated record.
UGCAUAUUUUCCGCCCAAUGCAAUAAGUAAGCUACAACCAAUGGACCAAGGAAUAAUAAAUAAUCUUGAAGUGUAUUAUUGAAAACGUAUUUUGAACAAAGUUAUUUCAAAUCUUGAACAGAAAACAACAAUUAUUCUACGAGAUUGUAUUUCGGAGGUAUCGAAAGUUUGAAGUAAUGAUGUAACGUCCGAAACCAUAUAACAAUGUUUCCCCGUGUUUCUGAAUUAAAAAAUGAAAUUAUUGAAACCCAUGUAGAAAUACCAGAUGUACAACGAGAAUGGGAGUUAGUUCACUGCGUUACUUUACAAGAUUAUUUGAAAAUUAAUGAAGAUAUUGCCGUAUAUGAAUCACAUACUAAAGAAAGUAUUGUAGAAGUGGUUACAAAAAAAGAAAAUCCUGAUGAAUUUGAAGAAGACGAAGAGGAACAUACAAAAGAACAAUCCAAAUUCACAGAAGAAGAUAUAUUAAAAGAUUUAUUUGUGGUAAAUCGAUGGACGGAAUGUGACGACGGCUUUGUACGAUAAGGAACAUGGUUGGGAGAACUACCGAGGACAUGCCUUUCUAACGAUUUCGCGGAGGUAUG